Molecule: messenger RNA, 2568 nt
Organism: Vombatus ursinus (common wombat)
Lineage: Eukaryota; Metazoa; Chordata; Mammalia; Diprotodontia; Vombatidae
Gene: FTO
Product: FTO, alpha-ketoglutarate dependent dioxygenase
Exons: 9
Coding region: 69-1538 (489 amino acids)
Biological process (GO): regulation of multicellular organism growth; DNA alkylation repair; RNA repair
Molecular function (GO): mRNA N6-methyladenosine dioxygenase activity; ferrous iron binding; broad specificity oxidative DNA demethylase activity
Source: RefSeq, a predicted model, not a curated record
ACUACCAGGGAGGCGGGGCAACCGGGAAGCGAGGAAAACCGGCCCGCUGCAGCGGAGGCAGCUGAAGCAUGAAACGAAUCCAAGGCACCAGUGAGCAAGAGCGGGAAGCAAAGAAGCAGAAACUUCUUAAAGAACUUGGAAACAGAUGGCUUCCUUAUCUAACCCCCAAAGAUGCUGAAUUCUACCAGCUGUGGCAGGAGAACUAUUGCAAACUGAUUCUCCGAGAAGCCAGUAGGAUCCCUGAGUUGCUACAUAAGGAAGUUCAGCAAGCCUUCCUCACCUUGCGGAAGCAUGGCUGCUUAUUCCAGGAUCUAGUCCAAAUCAAAGGGAAAAAUUUACUCACACCAGUAUCUCGUCUUCUCAUUGGAAAUCCAGGGUACACCUAUAAGUAUCUGAACAGCAGACUCUUCACUGUGCCAUGGCCAGUGGAAGGUUCCAACAUAAAAUAUACUGAAGAUGAAAUAUUUGCAGCUUGUAGAGCUUUCUCUAAGCUCAAUGACUACCUUCAUAAAGAUACAAUCCAGGCUUUGAACAAGCUACGUUUUGUCAAAUCUGAGCAAAAUGAAGACAGUACAAUCUUUGGAAUGGUACCAGAACUCUCCAAGAGUGGUUUGGACAUGGGAGAUGAUAUGGAACUCAAGAAGAGGACAACCUACAAUUUGACUUUAUUGAAUUACAUGGAUCCUCAGGAAAUGUCCUACUUGAAAGAAGAGCCUUAUUUUGGGAUGGGGAAAAUGGCUGUGAGCUGGCACCAUGAUGAGAAUCUAGUAGAAAGGUCAACAGUGGCAGUAUACAGUUACAGUUGUGAAGGCCCUGAAGUGAUUGAUUGUGAUGAGCGGAGUCCAGAAGGGAGAAACCCUGCUCUCUGGCAUGUUGGUCUGAAGAUAGCCUGGGACAUAGAGACACCUGGUUUGGCAAUACCACUCCAUCAAGGAGACUGCUAUCUUAUGCUAGAUGAUCUUAAUACCACUCAUCAACACUGUGUUUUGGCUGGCUUGCAACCUCGAUUCAGUUCAACCCACAGAGUGGCAGAGUGCUCAGUAGGGACUCUGGAUUAUAUUUUCAAACAAUGCCAGUUGGCACUGCAGAAUGUGAAGGAUGACAUGGAGCCCAGAGCUAUGCAUUUGAGAUCCCUGGAGUCCUCGGUUAUCAGGCAGGGGGAAGAAAUUCAUAAUGAGGUAGAGUUUGAAUGGCUAAGGCAGUUUGGGUUCCAUGGCCAUCGCUACAAAAAGUGCACAGAUUGGUGGCAUUUACCCAUGUCUGAACUGGAAGGACUGUGGAAAAAGAUGGAAUGUGUGACAAAUGCAGUGCUUUGUGAAAUCAGAAAAAAGGGAUGGCCCAUGGAACAAAAGAAUGAAAUCAUAGCAGAUUUACUUGCCUUGCUCACCACACGACAGGAGCUGCGAAUGGAAUGGUGUAUGAGGUGGCCAUCUUCUGGACUGAAAGACAGCACACAGAACGCAGCUAAAUUAGAAAGACUUUACACAGUUACCAGAACUGGCUUAAUGAGAGACAGUGAACAUUUUGCAGGCUACUGAACUUCUGAAAUAUGACAAUCGGAGCAAAUGAAAUCAUGGUAUCUUUCAUUGUAGUUUAAUUGGACUCAAACUGGCAAUAGGAGCCGUUGAAAGCUCUAUUCAAGGGAGAUGGACAAGAAUCCUGCAACAGCUAAUCCACCUCUGCACAACACAUCUUAAAACUGCCUGAGCACUGCCUAACGAUUCCAUGCUGCUCUCAGGACCAGCUCUCAUCGGUUGAGAGAGAAAGAGGUGCUGUGAAUAAAGAAGAGAUUACAAGGCAGGCCAGAUUCCAGCAUUAUGAAUGGCACACCUGUCACCCCUGGUUAUGCACUGCCUCAUGGCAGCUUGUACAGGCCAAUUUAUUAAAGAGCCAAGAAAAGUGAAACAAACUGAGCCCCUUCUUCCUCUGCCUGAGAGUGUCAAGACAUCAUUGUCAAGGAGCCCUGUUAACCGAAGAGUGGGAUGAGCUGAGCAUAAACACUAACAAGGGAAGAACUAAACACCACCCCCAACUCGGCUGAGUGAAGUUAAAUGGGGAUCUCAGCUGAAUAACCCCAAAAGCAGAAAAUGGUGAUGGCUGUCAGGUGACCACGGUGCCUGUCAGGCAACAAUCCAGAGGCUAGAAACAAUGAUGGAAGAAUCAACAUUAAAGGGAGAUUUGGAGGCAUCUAGUAAAUCUGCUGCAGGUGGAGGAAGAGCUAUUACUUUAAGAAAUGAAUCACCCUGGGGCACACAAAUCUGUAGGCAGAAGGCACUUUAAAGUACUCGGAGAGGCACAUCUCAUUCUCCUUUCUUUGUUACCGUUCCACUUGAGAAGUUCUCUGAGUUGGAAUUGCUUACUUUUUCUAUCCCUCCCUGUUCUGUUAGCAUCUUAGAUGCCAGGCUAAAAGUCAGCCUUGACCACUUGGGUCUGUGUUUGCUAGUAUUAUGAUGCUUUAGUUUUAGCUGGUAAUACUCGGAAGAUGUACAAAUUGGGUACACACAUGUAACAGGCCAUCUCAGCCAUUGAUUUUUGAAGGUUCAUUAGAUAAAUGCUGACAUCACAGAU